Messenger RNA from Xyrichtys novacula (pearly razorfish), 9125 nucleotides. NCBI's taxonomy places the organism in Eukaryota, Metazoa, Chordata, Actinopteri, Labriformes, Labridae. The record is from the annotation of a GenBank genome assembly.
GAAGUAGCCAAAUUUGAGUAUUUCGUGCGCCAAAAUUUUCUUAGGACAACAAAAGUUACGACAAAAAAAAACAAGUUCGGACCAAAAAAAUCAAAGAAAGACUAAUCAAAACAAAGGUAAGACUAAAUAUAUAUCUUUUUUAUACAAACUGAAUCUGCUGUUUGCUUGUUUUCGGAAACAUUUACCAUAUAGAGCGUCACUUUAAACUUUAGCUGUUUUAACGUUAAUUCGGCUGAAUCGAAACUUCACAUUUACUUUGUUUCUUCAGCGUUUUAGUUAAAGUUUGAGGAAAGUUGGGGGAGCUGUAAAAGAAAGAUUCAACUUUAUAUUUUUGUAAUUAAUUAUAAUAUGAGCCGUUUAAAGCGCUGUAACUGUAUCUUUGGUGUCUGUGAAACCAAAAUAAAGUUUAAUCAGUCAGUGUUAUUAUGGAACAAAAUGUCAUCGAUACAUUUGGACUAUUGAGGGCCAGAUCUGUGUUUCUGUUCUCCCUAUUUCAGUGUGUUUUAAUCAAUCUCAGUGUUUAUUUCCUGACAUGACUAUACCGAUAUCGGUUUCGAUGCCGAUACUGUUGAGGAGUAGCAGACCAGCUGAAGGCCUAAUCAGUAAUUGUUCACUAAAAGUUAAUCUGCUGUUUGCUUUAGAGAGAUUUUGGCUUCAGAAACAUUUGAUGAUGUUAUCAAAGUGUCGGGUUAAAGUGACAGACUGAAAGGAGUGUCGUUUUGCUUCAUCAAUCAUUCACAAGAACUGUAAAUGACUUUUUUAUAGACCUCUUCCAACAGUUCAAACAGUUUCAUACAGCAGACAUGAUGAUGUUUUUAAAGGGAUAUUCCGGUGUAAAAUUAAUUUAGGGUCAGACACACCGUAACACUGAGUUAGACCCCCCUCCAGAGAUGAAUGUUGCCGACCGCUUGCUUCUCUAGUUAUACCAACUUUAGUAACGACCGCACACUGUAAAUGUAAAUGACUUUUUUACUAACCUCUUUUAUCACUUCAGUAUCAUACAGCGAACAUGAUGUUUUUUCACUGAUGCAUGUAAGGUGUCACUGUAUUCACAUUAACAAUUCAUGACCUCACUAUUCAUUCACAAUCCACAUGUUGAAACUGUUACAGGACAAGAGGUCACAUGUUCCGGUUCUGAUGUGUACAAUGGUGGACAACAGCGAGAUAAUCAUCCUCAGUGAUGAUGAUGAAGAAGAAGACUGCGACAACGCCGUCUCAUGCGGUGAUUCCUCAGUUCUCAUUGUGGAGGCGGAGGACGUGAAAAAGAACGGUAACACGCUGGUUUUCUUUACAGUCAGCUGGUUUUUAGUGGGUAAAUGUUACAUAUCGUUGACCACAAUAAUCGUUCACGAUAUAUCGUCAGAAAAAUGCUCCAUGAUAAAUAUUUGCCAUCUAAUGCAAGAUAGAUGAUGUAAGGGUGAGUGACAGACUCGCAGCUGUUGCCCACACAACAGAAUAACAAACAAACAUGGCCGAAGGUAAGAAGAAGACAUUUCUGGGCAGCUGGUUACUGAACGAGGAUCAACAUGAAGGAUUUCCAUCAAGAUUGGGGUUUAAAUGAGUGCAGUCAGGUCUGCCUGACAUCAGACGGUAGAUCUGCUGCUGUUCACUCUGUGUAAUAAGAGUUUUUAACAAAUGUUAAACAUGUUUUCAUAUUUGAGACUUGUUUGAUUUCAUUAGUUUCUCCAUAACCUACCACGUAAACUUGUGGUUAUGUAACUUAUUUGACGACUCCAACUGGUCUUCUCAAGACAAAAUGAGUCAAAAAUAUAGACUGGAGUUAUGAUAUUUGUAUCUGAACUUUUAUCGUUAUCCCCAGAAUGGUAAAUCUUAUCGUGAUAAAUAUUUUAGCUCAUCUCGCCCACCCAUACUGACCACUCCUUCGCUCUGUGUUUCAGAUUGUGUUUUACCCCCCACUGCUCUUGAAGAAGACUUAGUCGUGACCUUCUCCCGUCGUGCCGAGGUGCUGCCUCACGCACGCUACGACUGUCACAUACAUCCUUUCAAGUGAGCCAGAAACUGAAACACACACUUUAUAAAAUACACACACCGUUUUUUUUUUUAUUGCAAAAUUCACAUGUCCUUUGCUCUGUCCUCCUCAGGGCCACAGAUUGUGAAGUGGGCGCUCCUGUGGAAAAAAACAACCUCUUUUGUGAUCAGUGCUUCUGUUACAUCUGCGACAAGUUGGCUUCAUCCGUACGUAUCAAAGAAAACUGAAAACUUUCAGACUCUGCUUCUUGUUCUGAACGACAUUGAGAUUUUUUUUGUUGUUGUUUCUUUCGUCUUUAUUUCUGUGUGUGUUUGUGUAUGUCAGUGUGUAAUGUGGAUUUACAGUGGUGUGUGUCACAGCAACAGCCACAAAAAAAGUCCCUUCUGGAAUAAUCUCAGAAACACGGCGCUGCUGGGAGGACUUAAGAGUUUCAACCUCACUCUGUCUGAAGUGGACACUCACCUCAGACAUGCAGGUACUCGCUCUCACACAAAUCACAUCCCUUCAUGAUUAAACCUCUUUCCUAAGACUGUGUCCAUGUGUCCUGUCGGCGCCUCAGACCUGUCUCUCUCUCCUCCAGACGACAUGCUGCAGAGCUUCAGACAAGAGCUCUCUGUCCACUUCUCUUCCUAUCUGGGAGGAAUCUCAGUGCACGAGUACAAUCAUGGUUUAUGUAGUCUGCAGAGCCGCGUCCACGAGUGAGUGACCGAACUCUUCCUGCACUUGUUAUCCCUCUCUGUCUGAAUGGAAGAAAUUUCAGUUAGUUUUAUUUGAUAGGGGGAGUAGAUUUUAAUGAGCAUGAAACUGUUUUGUUGAAGUUUCUAGUUUUGUCUGUCGAUGGUUUUUGUCCAUCAGAGUCCGUUUCACGACCAUCCAAAAACUCCUCACUGGAGCUUUAAUUUUACAAAAAAAUUCUGAGAAUCUGGAAAAAUACCAAUUUAAGAGAUACAAGGUUAAAGGUUAGGCCCUCAGGCAGCACUGCGUUAAAAAACAAACAUGGCUCUGUAGUGGGAUUUUUGUGAUUUUGUGAUGUGAUUUUUGAUUUUAUUUUGCAGUUACACAAAAGUGUUCGAGUUUAUUACGUCGUUCCUGAACAAGGCAGAUAAACUGGAUGGCAGAGCUGCAGCCGUUAUGAACCUGGGAGCUGCUGAGGACUUUAUUAGACACUUUCGAGGGUACCGACACACACACACAAACACACAUGCACACACAUAACAGCUGAAAAAAUCCUAAAGGUAGAAUUAACAACCGACUGAGCAAUAAACGGCUAUUAGACAUCUAGUUUUUUUUUAGACCUAAUUUCAACCGUUUAGAUUCUGUAUAUUUUUAGAUGUAAUUUAGACGUCGCACUUUAACCCGUUAACCAAUAAUUAUUUAUCUCAAAAAGCAACUGUGAGACGCAUAGCUGAUCUCCAAGUACUUAAUCAAAAUAAUUAUGAUAGCCGUUCAGCAUCAAACAGUGAAGUAUAGAUAUAGUCCAGAUUUAGAUUUAGUCUAAACUUGGUCCAAAUUUAGACGUCCAAAAAACUUAAAUUUUUAGACCCUGAUUUUAGACCGGUCGUCUAGGUUACAUUUAGACCUCUUUUAGACCUAAAGAUGCGACUGCGACCAAAAUUAAGUCCGGCUGUACCACGCAGACAUGUGGUUGUAGUAGAACCUCCUCCUCUGUUGUCAUGGUCAUGUUUUUGUGAAUCUGUGAAUUUCACUGGUGUGUUUCUCUCCAGCUCUGUCUCUGUACAGUCCUCGGUGUCCAACGCUGCUGAAGCCAAAGUGAUUUUACUGCAGAGGUAAUAGAAACACACCUCACACACACUGAACCCAUGUGCUGUCCUGUCUUUAAUGUAUUCAUAUUGUGUUUGUUCAGGGUGAUAUCGUCCCUGCAGAGACUGAUGCUGACGGCUGACUUCACUCCAGAGUUCAUCCACAAACUGCAGGAUUUUUAUAAUAGACUCUUCUUCCCUGCUGAGCUGAAGAACCUGAAGAACAGGUGUGUGAGUCCCCCGAGGUUAGGCACUUCACAUCUAUUCUGUGUAUUUUAAAACUGUUCUUUUUUCAGUCUCUGUGUGCGUCUUUGGGACGAUAUCCUGCUGGUGUCGGUGCUGAAGGGCCAGAAUGUGACAGGCGUCCGCAAAGUUAAAGGCAAGAAGGACGUCCUGAAAGAGCAGAUUUCCAUCGUUUUAUUGCGAACAGAAGUGCUGCAGAAACAGCAGAGGUACAAAAGAAACACACACAUGUACACACUCAAUCUAAUCUGUUUAUUUACAGAAACUCAAAGUGUGUUUUUAUCCGUCUGCAGGUACAGAGAAUUGUGCCGCUAUCUUCAGGUCGUCCAGGCUGACAAUUCCAGACUGUGAGUGUUUAAAUUACUACGAUUAUAAAAUCAACAUGAACACCAGAAAAGAGAGGCGGCACUCUGUUCUAUUCUGUUCUUUUAACAACAUGUUCUCAGUCAGUUUGUCUGAGAGUCUGAGGAGACAUUAAACACUCCUAAUUACAGUUGAUGCUAACGGGAUGUUUCAUGAAAACGACCAGGAGUUUUUCGUCACCCGAGAUGAACUCACGAUGAACUCACGGUUUUUAGGAGGUGUAGAUUUUCACAGUAAAUGCUCCAGAGGUCGUUUAUGUUCAGUCGAGGGCUGUUGCAAUAAUAAUCAUAUUUUUAAAGAGAAAAUCCGGAUAUUGUACCAAAAUGAGCUCCUGGUGAUACCGUGAGUCCACAGUCGUGGUUCUUUACUCUGGAAAAUCAAACCUACUGAUCAGUCCUUUUAUUUGGUCGUGUUUCUCUAAGAGCUGAUGGAGACCAGCAGGACUCGACCUCGACCUCUACGACUUCACAUGUAAAAGAACCAAAUGAACGUUCUAACUCUGCUAGGGCUGAGCGAUAAACCGAAGAUUUACUGAUACUGAAAUUUACAAAAAUACAUUCGACUCUGUAAUUAAGAAGUUCAUUCAGGGAGAAAUCUAGAGUGGGUUCUUUUACUGAGUGACAAUAUUUUACCCAGAAGAUGGCGCUCAAAAAACAAAGGAACCGCCUCCUUUUUAGCAGAGACCGGUCUAGCUGUGCCUCUUUUUCACACUAUUGUUGCAUUAACUAUCAGGUAGGGCUGAGCGAUAAGCCGAAAAUUUACUGUUACUGAGACUUAUGACAAUAAUCGACGUUAUUUUGCCCAUAUCAGUAUAUGUAGUGUCAAAAAAUAAAUCAAAGUUGUUUUUGGAUGUGUGUAGGUAGGCUAUGGUCUCAUGUCCCUUUAAGACACUGUCCUACAUCAGAGACGUGACUCCACCCCAUCCAGUCCGUAACAAAGAGGUAAAGACAGGUGAGGAGAUGGAGGACGGAGAGAAAGUUGGAGCAGCUUGUGGAGUAGUUAUCGUCUAUUUAUCGUUAUUGAGGUGAACUGAUCAAUAUAUCGUGAUAUUGAUUUGAGGACAUAUCGCCCAGCCCUAAACUCUGCCUCCCUGAUAUCUUUCUCCUCAUUCAGUUUUUAUUGAUUAUCAUGUGGAUUAUUUUUGUCCGAUAUUAUCGCCUGAAGACCGACUCGAUCAUCUUUGCCGUCAGUUCUUCUUCUGCUGGUUUUGUUCACAGUUCCUCUCGGAGGUCGAAUGACGACAGCUCUCAGAAUGAAUGUUCACGGUUUUUUAGAUGAUUUUGUAUUUUCUUAUUGAGGUUCUUGUUUUUUUCAUCUGUCUCUCAGCCUCCAGCAGCUCCAGGACCUCGUCCCUUUCUUCGCCUGCAUGUGCGGGGACUUCUCGUUGGCCCUCCACACUCUGUUCCCCUCCGUGAACGCCCCCGCUGCCCGCCUCACCCCGAAGCGCUACCUCCUUUACUUCAGCAUCUUUAAAACGGCGACGGCGCCGAAGAUAACCGUCAGUAAGCCCGAUCAGCUGUGUGAUUCUGGUGCAGCGUGGGAGCCGCUCAAAGGUCAGCCUCUGAUCAGUGUGUGGUAUUUAUUCAUCACACUGUUUCCCUCCGUAUGAGACGUCAAACUCUGUCCUCUCUGCAGACACCCGGCCUCUGCCGCUGGCUGAGCUGGUGAGGUUCGCUCUCAGGGCGAAGAGCCACAGCUUUGUUGUGUCCGCUGAUGUAAGUCCACAAACCUCAUCUCUGAAUUCAUGCUGAGAUUUGAGUGAGCGUCUCUCUCUAACGUGUGGUUGUCCCUCUCUGAUCCAGCCUCAGUGUUGGGCCUGUUUACUCACAGCUGUGAACACACCUCUUCCAGCACCGAGCCCAAACUUCCUCCAGGUUUGUCUUCUCUCUUAUUUAUUACAAAAUGUUGCUCCAAUACUUUCCUCCACUAACCUGUGAUUUUCAUAUCUGUUCUCCAGGAAGCGAAGACUCUUGCGAAGUCGAUAUUACUCAACAUAAGUGAGUCCAACUGCAGCAUCCCAAAGAUCUUCCUGGAGGUGAGUUUGUCAUGAUUCAAACACACUAAAAUAAAACCUCAUUGGACUAAAACUUGACUCUGUUCUUGGUGUUUCCAGGUGUACCCGCAUCAGGCCCUGCUGCUGUUGGUGACCGAGGCUUUAGUUUUACACAUUUUCAGCCAGGCUCUAAGUCCGGCCUACUCUGUGCUCAGUACAUUUCAGGUGUGACUCCUCGUAUCUUCCCUUAUCUGUUAGCGCAGGGAGCUACUUUUUAAAGGAUGAAGAGGUUCCUAAUAAAUCUCCUGUAACUUUCUUCAAACUCAGUGAAUUUACUUCUGAGUUUAAGAUCUUCUUUUUGAGUUAAAGAAAACUCCUGGUCUGCUCAUGAUGGAUUUGCUGAACAUGUGUGUAAAAUAAUGAAAGUGUUUUUCGAUAAUUAACUGUUGUGUCUUUUCUCAGAACAAUGCGUGGGCCCUGACGUUUCUGUGGGAGAGUUUCUGUGCAGAAUCGAAGGAGGUCACACCGCACACCGACGGCAAAACAGGUGUGUGGCUGCGCUCACUCAACAGGACGAACAUGCAAGAUAGCGGUGAUAUUUGGUGACCCCUUGUGGCAAUAUAAGAAACUACAAUAAGUUAUGAAACCACGUCACACUGGAGGCUUCAGUUUGCUCCUCUGAGAUCAUGAAUGUGUGGAAAACUCAAAGAAAUCUGUCUCUACGAAAUGUGAAGAUAUCUGAGCCGAGAAAUGUUCAUCACUUUUUAAAAUCCACUGUAGAUUAGAAAAUAGGAGAGUUUACAGAAGUUCAUUAUAAUAUUAUUAGAUUUAUUUAUAUGAUGCUUGUCAUGGCGGUCAAAGACACUUUCCAACUCAGGAGAAGUAGGAGGAGACCUGAUAGUGGAGGUGAGGAGGAGAAUUUUAACCUUGAUAUGUUGGUGAACAGGGAGCUAAUGGAGGUUCUGGAGGACUGGAGUGAUGUGGUUACAUGAAGAGGUGUGGGUGGGUGAGGAGGCGAGCGGCAGAGUUUGGGAUAAAUAGACUGUAUUUUUAUGUACUGUAGGGCUGCUCGAUUAAUCGAUUUUUAAUAGUUAUCGGAUUAUUUGAUCAUGACGAUGUUAAAAAAAUUAAAAUCCUCAAAUCGGUUUUCCUCUCUAUCAGGUCUCGCACCUCCAGGCCACCGUAGGUCAAAUAAGACCCUAUUGCAGUAAUUGACUCUCUCUCUCUCUCUCUCUCUCUCUCUCCCUCUCUCUCUCUCUCUCUCUCUCUCUCUCUCUCUCUCUCUCAGACGGGAAAACAUGCUUACCCUUCCUUCAGGUUCUUUUACAGUCUAUACUUCAUACCGUCUAUUCUUCGGCGGGGAGCUUGGACCAGUGAGUCAUAUUUUCAUUUAUCUCUCUCUGACGUUAACAAACACAAACUCAGGAAACUCUUUCAGCUGAAAACUCUCAGACUCCAGUUUUGAUUUCCUGUCAGUCUGAGUUAUUCUCACUUAUCGGUCUGUUGCUUUGUUUUCCACGCCUUCUUGUCGUGAUGCGGUGAUCAUCACCUCCUGUAAGGAGCUCCUUCACAUGUGGUGAUCUUCACUGAGCACUCGGACCAGAUUUAAGUAUUUAAUGUCUUUUUCUCCUCAUGCAGGCAGUCCAGCAGCUCUUAGCUCUGCUCCUCCCAGAUGAUGCAACUUCAGCCGUGAGUCUGACCUCUCUAUCAGCUGAUCCUUUCUCAUCGGGGGGGGUCCACAAUUUCACCAUUUUCACUUUUUUUGUCUGUAUUUGAUGCAAAAAUGGAUCAGCUCUGUACUGUUGUUAGAAGAGCAUCAAACUGAAGCACGUUUUGUUCCCUCAGGACUGAUCAUCUCUCACUUUAAAAACUCUGUUUGCACAGACAACAAUGAAAAAGUAAGUCUUACUUUGAUUAGAAUAGAAAAAAAACAUAUUGAUACUAAAGGCGAAAACAUACAGGAUCCGUUUUGAGCGUGUAAAGUCAGCGUCUUGUAUCCCGCAGCCAAUAGGUUUCCAUUCUAAUCAACGCAGCUUCGCACACAGGACGCGUAUCAGCUCCGCCGCAGCAUCGUAUCGAGAGCAGAACUGCUAAAGAUACACGCCAAAUCUGUUUUCACUGCUCUACGCUUGCAACAUGCGUCAGUCUACACAGAGAAGAUCUGCACCUCACUACGCUGCUGCUACACUCCAAAUAAGCGUCCUGUGGCUGAUAGACAGCGCUGCUUGACGGAGCUGAGACGCGACGCUGACGCCACACGCUCAAUAUGGAUCCUGUGUGUUUUCAGCUUAAGAUGCUAAUUUUUGUAAUAACUUGGAUUGUUCUUUUAAAGCUUGUGAUUUGGUCUGACUUCCACAGAGGAGGUCGUGGUUCCAGUCUGGCUGAAGAACAGCAACAAGAUGGAGCAGUGAGGGACGGAUGGUCGUGUGAUUUUCUUCUAGACAUCAGAUUUUCCCCUGAAGACCGGAUAUGAGCCGACUAAGAGACUUGGGAAAGAUCAUGAUUAUUAUUAUUAUUAUUAUUAUUGCUGCUGAGUCACUUUACGUUGCUUCAUCCAUACCUGACUUGAUCAGUAUUUGUGGAUCGUGCCAAAAGGCUAAACUGGAUACUUGUUAAGUUUUGCACUGAGGUUUUAUUUCUUUAAUUCAAACAUAUUUUGUGUUUGUUAGGAGGUCCACUAUUGUGUGACAUUCAGGGUGGCAAAAAAUGAUUGAUGAUUGUGUUUUCUUUCAGUUAAACUCCUACUGUACUUUAUUUUCAGAGUAAAUGAACAAAC